UUAUUUUUUAAACAUAAAAAACUUAAAAAAAUUUAAAAAAAUAAAAAUUUUGAAAAUUAUAAUUUGUGAAAUAUUAAAGCAAAUUAUAUCAAAGUUAUGUUAGUAAACGCAAUGUUAACUAUUAAAUUAAAAACGUAAUGAAUACAAAAUUAAAGAACUCCAAAUCACGAAUGACAGUUGUCGGAAAUGGAAUACCCGCAAAUUUAAAACACCUUCAAGGACUAAGAAAUAUUUUACUUACCGCUACAAAACCCACUAAAUAUAUAGUUACAUUGAAGCCAAGAGGAGCUGAUUUAAAAAGUCAAACUUCUUCCAAAUUAGAAACUCAGAAAGUUAUUAUUAAUGCUGAAGAUCUCGUCAAGGGGAAAUCAAUGUUGGAUACAAACUUCAUUGCAAGGUCACCAAUAUUAGAAAAAAUCGAAGAAGAAUCGGAGAAUAGUGCAUCGUCUGUAGAAACUGAAAAUUAUGAUCUAAAUCUAACUCAAUCUAUAACAGAUAUUUAUCGUUUAAGAGGAGGUUGGGGUUUGGCUAACAGAAGGAGCAGCAAGAAAAACUCUCUUAAUGAAAAUGAAUCCAAUAAUGAAAGUGAUAAUGAGCUAACAACAGUAGAACCUGAACAAACUAUUAUGUCUAAAGAAGACACUGGAAUAUCCUUAACUAAGGAGUCAAGUCAGGUAGAGCCUUCUUCUAAUGCGAAUCCUAAUAGUGUAAAUGGCAAUAACAAAAUGGAAAAGAUUCUAAAGGAAAUACAAAAAGAUGUUGAUGGUAAAAUUGAGGAAACAAAAUCCAACAAUGAGUUUCAACAAACAUCAAAUAAUGAUUCUAUUAAUGGGACUAAGUUAUUGAAACCAUUACCAAAUUUUGAAGGUGAAUUUGAGCAUAAAGAAUUCAGUUUUGAAAAUAACAAUCAAACUAAUCCCACUAAAGAAUCUGAACUUAAUGCUAUAUCCCCAACAACAUUGGUAACAUCAUCCUUUGUCGAAAAUUUACUUGAAGAAAUUGUUAAAAUUCCCAAAAAAUCGACACAGCCAUCGCCAUCUCUAAAAUGUGAACUUAAAGAUCUGUUACCAAUUUGUGAAGAAACCACUACAACUCAAAGUCUCUGUGAUCUGUUAGAUAUAAAUUCAAAUGAUGCAAAAAUAGCAUCAGAGUUAUUUUGCAUAUUACCAAGCGAUGAAGAAACCUGUAAAAGAAUUUAUAAUUUAGAAAACCAAGUAGAAAUAAUUCACUUGGACCUUAAAGAACUACAAAAAGAGCUAGUGCCAUCUGAUGAUUUAGCCAAAUUUAGUAUUCUCUCAAAACGAUUUAACGAAGUUAAUGCUCUGUUAGCAGAUCUUAAAUUGAAUUGUUUAAAAUUACAAAAUAUGGAAUUGCAAAGAGGUGAGGAAAAAGAGCCGAAUAUAAAUGAGGAGUUUUCUCUACAUGAUAAUCAACCCUUAAUGGAUAUUUCAUAUAAUGACUACUCUGAAGAAUAUCUUUGCUCACGACCGUAUUUGGAAACAUGUAACUGUGGUAUAUACCAGACCUCCCAAGCGGGUUAUUAUGAAAGUGACAAAAUUAAACAUGAUCUCGUAAAUAGUCUUAAAAAACGUCCUAGUGCACAAAGACCGAAUUGUAAUAAUUUUAUGCCAGAUAUCAAGGAAUCUUCAAUGCACUACAUUCCAAACAAUAUAGAUGAUUUUGAAUAUCCUCAAACAAAUGUUCGGUGUAGCUGCUGCAAAAACUGUCAGUUGUAUACAGAAUUUAAUAGUGAAGGACAAUAUUCCUCAGCAGAUCAAACUACUAAUGAACAAUCUGGACUUCAAACUCCACUAGCCAUACCGCCAAUAAAUGAAUUUGAUAUUACUAGAACUGUCUCUCAUAACAUUGGGCUUGCUAGAAAUUUGACUUCUCAACGAGCAGCACAAGGAGCUGAUAAAUAUGUGUUUGAUGAUGGAAAUACGUCCCUAGUUAAUUCUAUGCCAUGGAAUAAAACCAACAUGACAAAACGACAAUCAAAUAAGUUUAAAACUGUUCAAGCAACUUCCCCUGUCCGAUAUUUUAAUAAUGCACGACAAUUGAAUACGAUUUCACCACUUAAGAGAGAUUCCAUCAAUAAUUACAAACGAAAGCAGCUUAAAAAAUCUUUACAUAAAGAAAAUCAUUCAGUAACGAAAUCAUAUAAUACUAAAACUAGAAAUUCUGUUGGUAGAGACAUCUCAUCGACUGCAUUAUCUUCUGCUGAUGCAAUCUCAUACUCCGAAUUGCCAAUAAUCACAAACAACCUCUGUAAAGCCAUAUGGGAAAUUAUUGGUAAUAUUGAAUGUGAAAAUAUUGUAUUAACCGUGUUUUUGGAAACGAAUAAUUUGUAUUACAUUAAUGUCUCUAUUACCCAAACGGGUCAAUGUUUGGAAUGUAUUUAUACUAAUGAAGCUGCUUUCAGAGAGGCAAAGAAGAAUAGAUUCUUUGAAAAGUUUUUAACAUUUUUUGUAUUGAAUUCAAAGAACACUUUGGAGCAAAGAAAUAAAAUUUUGGGUCAUUCGUUUGAAUUUAUUAAUACAAGCGAUUGA
Molecule: messenger RNA, 2549 nt
Organism: Calliphora vicina (urban bluebottle blowfly)
Lineage: Eukaryota; Metazoa; Arthropoda; Insecta; Diptera; Calliphoridae
Exons: 4
Coding region: 138-2549 (803 amino acids)
Source: RefSeq, a predicted model, not a curated record